Rhopalosiphum maidis (corn leaf aphid) is the source of this 2094-nucleotide messenger RNA. RefSeq names its product protein gooseberry (gene gsb). NCBI's taxonomy places the organism in Eukaryota, Metazoa, Arthropoda, Insecta, Hemiptera, Aphididae. Gene Ontology annotation, biological process: anatomical structure development; regulation of transcription by RNA polymerase II. Gene Ontology annotation, molecular function: DNA-binding transcription factor activity, RNA polymerase II-specific; RNA polymerase II cis-regulatory region sequence-specific DNA binding. The transcript has 7 exons. The record is from RefSeq and is a predicted model, not a curated record. Bases 249 to 1571 code for a protein of 440 amino acids.
GCAGUGUACGUUUUGCGGUCAUCGUGCGAGUUCCAUUCGCGACGCGCAGUGGUGAAUGUUAUCGACACACACACACACGAACACACACAUCCGAACACAUUUUAUCUAAACAUAUUUUUAUUCGAUUUAAUUUUCCAUACGUUCAUUAUUCGUUAUCGGUUUUCGUCUCCAUUCGUCCAUUUCGUCGCUUUUAUUCAUUCAUUCGGUUUACGACUACCAAUACGACGAUAUUUGCAGAAAAAACCACGAUGUCCGUGUCCACGUUGAACAUGACACCCUACUUCACCGGAUACCCGUUUCAAGGCCAGGGCCGCAUGAACCAGCUCGGUGGCGUGUUCAUCAACGGUCGGCCGCUUCCCAACCACAUCAGACUGAAGAUUGUCGAAAUGGCCGCGGCCGGCGUUCGCCCGUGCGUCAUAUCCAGACAGCUCAGGGUGUCCCACGGCUGCGUGUCGAAAAUCCUUAAUCGGUACCAAGAAACCGGAAGCAUACGGCCCGGCGUGAUCGGCGGAAGCAAGCCUAGAGUGGCCACGCCGGACGUGGAGAGGCGCAUCGAAGAGUACAAGAAGGCUAACCCGGCCAUGUUCAGCUGGGAGAUCCGCGACAAGCUUGUAAAGCAGGACGGCAUUUGUGACAAAAACUCAGCCCCAUCUAUCAGUUCCAUCAGUCGACUGUUGCGCGGUGGUAGAAGGGACGAGCUGAAAAAUCAUUCAAUCGACGGGAUUUUGGGUCCGAGCAGCGCCGACGACUCGGAUACAGAAUCGGAACCGGGUUUCCACUUGAAACGCAAACAACGUCGAAGCCGGACCACGUUCACAGGCGAACAACUCGAAGACUUGGAGCGCGCUUUCCAUAAGUCCCAGUAUCCGGACGUUUAUACCAGAGAAGAGCUGGCCCAAAAAACCAAAUUGACCGAGGCCAGAGUGCAAGUGUGGUUCAGUAAUCGUCGGGCUCGUCUCCGGAAGCAGAUGGGCACUCACCAGCACAUGAACGCUGCGGCUGCGGUGGCGUUCAACCCGGCAGCGGCGGUCGUUAGUCUUUCAGCCGGCUCUUUCCAGUCCGCGUCCGGUGGUCAACACGGAGCUCACGGCCAGUACGGCGGCCACGACCAUCACUCGACCGCCGCCGCGUCAAACUUCAAUUCUCCCCAAGGGACUUCCCACGGCACGUGGCCCACCGCUAGUGCCGCCACUGGAUACUAUCCGUCAACGACCUGCAACUACGGCAGUGGCGUGAACGGUGGCACCUCCGCUGACGCAAUGUACCAUCACCCGCAUCACGCACAUCACCAGAACAACAACAAUAACAACAACAACAACAACGGUGGCACGUCGUAUUCGCCGCAGGGUACGGCGGUCGACCAUCACUCGUUGGCAUGGACAAAGCCCAACAAGGACGUGACAGCCGCCGCUACUUGGAGUCCUGACAAUUACUCGUUUUUCGCCGGCGGCAACACCAUAUACGGGUCUGGUUCAAAUUUGGCCCCGCACUCGGCCAGUGAAGCAAAGUCUGGCUAUCCAUACUUCGGUCAACUGUCCCAAAUGGACGCCAUGUGCGGCAGAGUGCAUUAGUUGCAUUACAUACAGCGGUGACGGCGAUUAUGACAUCGUCGGGAGACACGCAGUGUCGUUUAGAACUCGUCCUCUUUCCUUCCUCUAACCGCACAGCGAUUAUUAUAUUUAUACAUAUUUUUUCUCUGUUUUCUCUCGACGCGCCCGAUCCACUGCAAUAUAAACCGCGCAACAAUAUAUUUUGAUUUUAUUUUAAUAUCAAUUAUUGUAUUUAUGUAAUUUUGUAUUGUAAACUAUUAUUAUUAUUAGCAAAUAUUAUCAUUAUUAUUUUAUUUUAUACAAAACUAACUUCUGACGGUAUAUCAAAAUAGUUUAACUCGUAUAUGCAUUGUAUUAUAUUAUUACGUUAAAAAUGUUUUUUUUCUUGAACAGUGCACAGCGCGAUUCGUAUUGUGCACAUUAUUUAGUAGUUAUAAAGAGUAAAAAAUAAUUUAGAAAAAAAAGCAUUGUACAUACAUUAUUUUUGUAUAUUUUAAUAUUAUAUAAAAAUACUUCGAGUGUUACACACACCUACAUAUUAUAU